AUGGAUAUGAGUUACUUUAACUUUUUUCCUGGAGAAAAGAAAAAUACUGCUUCGACUUCGAAUCAAGAGGAGAUUGCGCGGCUCAAGAAAGAACUCCAUCAGACUAAACAAGAAAAUGAAAAAUUAAAAGAUCAAGUUAACAGAUUGAGUAGAGAAUAUGAACAAUCCGAAAGAGACCUCAAAGAAAAUAAUGAUUUGCUUAAGAAGAUAAUAGAAGAUUUAGAUAAAAAAGCUGCAGAUUAUCAAUCAGAAGCUGCACAUUAUCAAUCCGAGCUUGGCGGAAUAAAAAAUCUGCAAGAAGAAAGCAAUAUAAUCAAACUUGAAUACGAAAUUAAAGAACUAAAAAACGCUCUACAAACUUUGACAACUGCGAAAAAACGUAAAGUCAACCAAAAAGAGGUGAAAAAACUCUUGGAUAAAUACCAGUUGGAAUAUGAAAAACCUCCGAAUGGGAUUAUCAAUGCUGUUAUGCAACGUCACCUAUUCAACUCAAUCUACGAAUUAGUUCUAAAAGAAAUGGAAAAAAUAUUUUCGAUCAAUCCCGCAGAACGAACCAAAUUUACAGAAAAAGCAGUCAAGACAAUUCAAAAAUGUAUCAUGACUCUUUUCUUUAAUAUAAAAUUGCAAUACCCAUCUCUCGAAAUAGUAUGGCUGGAAAAAAACUGUCCUGUUAACGAUAUAUCGAUGGACCUCACUUGGGACGAUAUUGAAGAUAAUGCGAUUGUCGAGAUAUGUAAAUUUCCAUUGAUUCAGGAAAUCAGUACUAAAAAGAUUAUUUUCAAAGCUCAAGUCGAAAUUAUCGAUUCUCCCAUAAUGUAUCUUGCAAACCACGCACUGAAUUUGUAA
This is a messenger RNA of Ambispora leptoticha, 846 nucleotides long. NCBI's taxonomy places the organism in Eukaryota, Fungi, Glomeromycota, Glomeromycetes, Archaeosporales, Ambisporaceae. The record is from the annotation of a GenBank genome assembly.